Molecule: messenger RNA, 819 nt
Organism: Anopheles marshallii
Lineage: Eukaryota; Metazoa; Arthropoda; Insecta; Diptera; Culicidae
Product: tryptase delta-like
Exons: 3
Coding region: 10-819 (269 amino acids)
Biological process (GO): proteolysis
Molecular function (GO): serine-type endopeptidase activity
Source: RefSeq, a predicted model, not a curated record
GAACCGACCAUGUUGAAGUUGCUAGUGAUCUGUGUUGUUGUUGCCGGUGGUGCGAUGGCCAUCGGCGAUGUGUCGCAGAAGUCGCAUCCCAAUUCCCGUAUUACCGGUGGUGAACUUACCGAUCCUCGUGCCGUUCCCUUCAUCGUUGGUAUUUUAAUUUCCGGCUCAUCGGCUCAUUCGUUCUGUGGCGGCAUUCUGAUUUCUCCAACGCACGUCCUCACGACAGCCAGUUGUGUAUCGAGCAACCCAACUCUGACGGUACUUCUAGGCGCUAGCGAUAUGACUCGGAUCCAAGAGUUUAUCGGUGUGGCCAAUAUUCUGGUCCAUCCCAACUAUAGCUCGUUGUUGAAUCGGGACGAUCUAGCCAUUCUGACGAUGGAUCGACCAACUCCGUUGAACGAAUACAUUCAGGUGGCUAACCUGCCACGCUGGUCGCAUAUGGGCAAUUCCUUUAACGGAUUCGGGACCACGAUCAGUGGCUGGGGAAAUACGGGAAAUCGUGACAACGAGCCCAUUCCGAUUCCGAACCUCCAUUACAUCCGAACGCCGGUGAUCAGCAACACUGUGUGUGGAUUGUCUCACAACUUCAUUCGUGAUGAUCAUAUCUGCACCUCCGGAGACAUCGGAGGUCCUUGCAAUGGUGACGAUGGAGGUCCCGUAACGAUAACGGAAGCCGGUGAAUCGAUCGUGAUCGGAAUGCAUUCGUUCCACUACAGCGGGCUGUUUGGGUGCGAUCGUGGCCGUUCCGCAGUACAUGUGCGUCUUAGCAAUUAUCUCAACUGGAUUGACGGGCACUCGGACGCAGUAAUCAGACCAUAA